Molecule: messenger RNA, 1197 nt
Organism: Lachnellula hyalina
Lineage: Eukaryota; Fungi; Ascomycota; Leotiomycetes; Helotiales; Lachnaceae
Gene: dpaL
Product: Diaminopropionate ammonia-lyase
Exons: 3
Coding region: 1-1197 (398 amino acids)
Source: RefSeq, a predicted model, not a curated record
AUGACAUUUCUCACACACGAAGUCUGGUCCACUCUGCGAGUCUGCGUUCAACAUUCAAUCAUGUCUUCUAAGAUGUUUAUUAAUAUGAAGCAAAGUUCUCCGAUGGCUCUUCCAGCACCCAAUCCAAAAGUUGGAGCUUUCCACCGAACACUCCCUCACUAUGGCUACACCCCCCUUGUCUCUUUGCCUGAGGUAGCCAAAGAACUUGGCAUUGGCCAUCUUCUCCUCAAGGACGAAGGCUCUCGGUUGGGACUUCCUGCUUUCAAGAUCCUUGGAGCUAGUUGGGCAACGGUUCAAGUAAUUUCAAAAAUACUCAAGCUUGGGUCCCCAGAACGACCCAACGGGGCGUUGUCUUCAACGUCGGGAGUUUCGUUGGAGAACAUUGCAAAAGCAGCUCAAGAGGCUGACUUUACUCUAUAUGCAGCGACAGAUGGCUCCCACGGGCGUGCGGUCUCUCGAAUGGCGAAAUACCUUGGUAUCAAAGCAACAAUACUGGUCCCCAAAUUUGUUGACAGGCAUGUUAUAGCCAACAUUCAGUCUGAAGGGUCGACGGUAGAGGUCUGUAAUGGAGACUAUGAUCAGACCGUGCUUGCAGCCAAACGGGCUGCUGAAGAGCACCCGGAUGGAAAAGGUCUUCUGAUAAGUGACACUCCUUUAGAGUUUGGAGACGAGACGGCGCAUUGGAUCGUCGAUGGGUACCAGACCAUUUUCGAUGAAAUUGAGGAGCAGGUUGUUGGUAUCAGCAGCGGGAAGGCUAUUACUCAUGUGAUAAUACCCGUUGGGAGCGGAAGUCUUGCUACAGCUGCGGCAAUUUUCUUCUCCAGGAAGUUAGUCAAACCGAUUAUCAUAACUGUCGAGCCAGAAGCUGCACCCUGCCUGAAGGCAAGUCUUGAAGCGGAUAAGUCAACGACUGUAGAUGUUGGAUACAGUAUCUGUACUGGAAUGUGCUGUGGGACAUUGUCGGCAAAUGCCUGGCCAAUACUGAAGGAGUGUGUAAAUAUUGCGCUGACGGUGGAUGAUUUGAAAGUGGACGAGGCCAUUGUGGACCUCCGUAGGUAUGGUGUGCACUCGGGACCUUGUGGUGCAGCAAGUCUUUCCGCUGCAAGACAGUUACUGGGAACUGAAAGCUUCGAUUCGAAAUCCAUUGUGUUAGUUCUUUGCACUGAAGGAGCAAGGUCAUAUGAGCUGAAAAUUUGA